UAAAGUGACAUGUUGUUAUAAAACAAUAACAUUGAACAAUGAAAAACAAUAAAUAAUAAAAAUACCACAACAAUAAUGAUAAUUGUUUUUUUUUUUUUUUUUUGUAGAAAUAUUAUAUUUUUCUAAGAACGUAUGAUUUAAUUAUAUUUAUGUGUAUUUUUAAUUUUAAAAACUUAUAACUAAAAUGAACGUUGUCAAAAUAAAAAAAAAUAAAUUCUCCAAUUCGACUCGUGAAGAAUUGGAAAUUCUCGAUAAAUCAAUUUUAAUUGACAAAAUUUUACAACUGGAAGCUCAUAAUUUUCAAUUGAAAUCUAUUCUUUCUAAAACUUUAAACAGUUCUGAUAAGAAAUCAAAAAAGCCUGAGUUUACAAAUAGAAAAUUUGAUUUUUCCAAACAUCACAAAAGGCAUAUUUUCCUAAAAUUCUAUUAUCUUGGAUGGGACUAUCAUGGAUUUAUGGAACAAGAAAAUACAAUUGACACUAUUGAACAUCAUGUUUUUGCAGCGUUAAAAAAAAGUUGUCUCAUUGAAAAUAGAGAAACAUCAAAUUAUCACAGAUGUGGUCGUACUGAUAAGGGUGUCAGUGCAUUUUCUCAAGUUAUUUCCAUAGACGUUCGCAGUCAACUUGAUCCAAAUAAUCAAAAUAAUCUCGAUCAAGAACUCGCUUAUUGUAAAAUUUUAAAUAGACUUUUACCAAAAAAUAUUCGAUGUUUCGCAUGGUCACCUGUAUUAGAGAAUAUUUCCGCGAGAUUUGACUGUAAACGCAGAACUUACAAAUAUUUCUUUCCAAGGGGAAAUUUAAAUUUAGAUCUUAUGAAUCAAGGAUUAAAAUUCAUGAUUGGAAGUCAUGAUUUUAGAAAUAUUUGUAAAAUGGAUGUGGCAAAUGGUGUUGUUAAUUUUAAUCGUACAAUUUUAGAGGCUUCAGUACGUUCCAUUAAAGAAAAUCUUGAAACAACAUCAGGUUAUGAUAUGUGUGAAUUGACAAUAACUAGUCAGGCUUUUUUGUGGCAUCAGAUUAGAUGUAUAAUGGGCGUAAUACUAUUAGUUGGAUGUGGAAAUGAAAAACCUGAGGUAAUUCAAGAACUUUUGAAUAUUGAACACUGUCCAAAGAAACCGCAAUACAAUUUAGCUCACGAAAUACCAUUGAAUUUAUUUCAUUGUGAAUUUGAAACGAACGAUUGGUUUAUUGAUAAAACAGAAUUAGAGGAAGUUAUAAAAGCCUUACAGGAAGAAUGGACAUUUCAUAGAAUUAAAUCGACAAUGAUUAAAACAAUGCUAUUGAAUUUACCAGAAACAAAAAAUACAAAUUUUCAAAGUGAUUGUCUACUUCGUGGAGUGGAAUCAAAAAUUUAUACUCCAUUAAUGAAAAGAUUGACUUGCGAAAGUUUAGAGGAAAAAAUAAAACAUUUUACAAAAAAACAAAAGAUCGAAGUGAAAAAAGAGACAAAUAUUUAAGGGAAUAAUAGAGUGUUUUUUAAAUAAAUAUUUUUAAAUGAAUAAAUAGCAUUUUUUAAAAAUAAAAAUAUUUUAUAUUUUAUAUAUAAUUAAAAUCCAUCUAUUAUCAGGAAUGAAAUAAAAGUUUAUAGACAACAA
Messenger RNA from Leptopilina boulardi, 1591 nucleotides. Its product is annotated as tRNA pseudouridine(38/39) synthase. The coding region runs from base 185 to 1453 and encodes 422 amino acids. Gene Ontology annotation, molecular function: pseudouridine synthase activity; RNA binding. Lineage: Eukaryota; Metazoa; Arthropoda; Insecta; Hymenoptera; Figitidae. Gene Ontology annotation, cellular component: nucleus; cytoplasm. The record is from RefSeq and is a predicted model, not a curated record. Gene Ontology annotation, biological process: tRNA pseudouridine synthesis; mRNA pseudouridine synthesis. The transcript is spliced from 6 exons.